This is a messenger RNA of Spinacia oleracea (spinach), 1021 nucleotides long. RefSeq lists its product as uncharacterized. The record is from RefSeq and is a predicted model, not a curated record. The coding region runs from base 305 to 544 and encodes 79 amino acids. Lineage: Eukaryota; Viridiplantae; Streptophyta; Magnoliopsida; Caryophyllales; Amaranthaceae. The transcript has 5 exons.
UAUCAAUAAACAAGCUUAUUGUGGCUUGCUAAGUCAUUAUCACUCACUCUAAUUUAUCAACUUUUUUUUUUGUUGAUCUCAGUUGUCAAUUAUAAACGUUAACUAGAAAAGAUUGACAAAAGGAAUUGGAGUUUCAACAUCCCACACCCCCAUUUCAAACUUCCCGCCGUUUCUAUCUCUUUAACUCUUUUUCGCUCCCUCGCAAUAAAAUCUUAGCAUUUCUAAAGACUUUAAUCAAAUCCGGUCAACAUCUAAUUCAAAUCAGCUUGCAGUUGGAAUUCAAACUGGAGUUAGUCGGACUUUUAUGCAAGGGUGCUUUCCUGUUUUAUUGCGUGGGCCUGGCAAGAUUCACAAUCAUUCCACCUUCAUAACUGUCGCUAUAGAGUGGAUAAUUGAAGCCAGUUGUGCUUUCCCAACUUGUAUUCAGGUUAGUUGCUGCUACUGCUAUAGCCAUGGGCUACCUGAUGGUACAUACGAAUACCUAAUGGAAUCUCUCAUAAGACCUUAUGCAAGUGGGGGGGAAAAACAUGGUUUGGGGACUUGAGAGGCUAAAGCUGAUUAUAAACUGGGAGGCAGUUAAAUUACUGAAACAAAGCUGUAAAAAAUCUGCAUUCAGACCCAGUCCAAUUGUAACAGAGUUGAAUCAGUUGAUCUGCUGUUAUGUUACCUGCAGGAAAUCAGGUGAUAAAUCUGACAAAAACAAUUCAUGCACCAAAAACAGUACAACUUCACCUUCAUCUUUUGUCCAUGUGUUUGGUAAAUUGUACAUUUUGAUGCUCUACUGUAUGUUGAGAUAUUGCCCUUGUGACUUGUGAGGUGUGACCCAUUCGCACCAAAAAGAAAACAAGUACGGAGUUGAUGAUCUGGCUGUAGUUUUCUGUUGAAUAUCUGAACUAAUGAUUCAUGUCUUGUCAUCUAAUUCCGUCCUAACUCUGCUCUACUUGUUGUUUUUUUUUUUUGACACCGGCAGUCUGUCUUUGUUGUGUACCUUAAAUCAAAUAGCAGAAACUUUUGUUUUUCA